AAAUACAAAACAAUAUACAUUUUGUAAAUAAACUAGCUCUAAUUUGUAAUCCAUAAUGCUAUUUUUCAAAAAGAAAAUUUGGUUUAGGCUACGCUCAAUGUAAAAUUUGACCAAUAGUAGGGAACUUUUGUUUUUAAAUGAUUUUAUACACACAAAUGUUUGCAGCUUUGUUGAAAUUAAUUUGUUAUUUAUGAAUGACAGACCGAAAGUGUGGUUAUAUUAUUUUUAUUAUCUUGAUCUAGCGUUUUUUAAAUGUUUAUGUGCUUUUAUUUUGUACCAGUAAGUUGUUUUAUGACUAUAUGUUAUCUGAGAAUCCUGAUGGGCGUAGUAAAUAUUGUUUCUUGCCCAUCAGUUAAACAAAACUCCCGUAGAAACUUGGAGUUCUGAACGUGCGGACAGGGCUGAAGAGUGGUGGAGCCAUCCACGUCAACAGCUCGACCCAUGGACGAUGUGGUCGACCUCACGCCCAACGAGAAGCACGAGCACGACGGUCGGCCGGGCGUAGGCGCGGAUCCGCGCAACAACUUGCCGCAGACGCAGAAGCAAGUGUGCAUGCUGAUAUAUCCCCCGCCCCCCACCAAGGGCGGCAUUGCCAUCAAUGCUGAAGAUUUUGCCUGUCUUGCACCGGACGAGUUCCUUAACGAUGUCAUCAUUGACUUCUACUUGAAGUACCUGAUGAACACGAUGCUGAAGGAGGAGGAGCAAGCCUGCACGCACCUCUUCAGCUCCUUCUUCUACAAGCGGCUGACGACCAAGCCCCCGGCCGCCCGCGGCCAGGCCCAACCGGACGCCUCCCCCCUCUCGCCCGCCGAGAAGCGGCACUCGCGCGUGCGCAGCUGGACCAAGAACAUAAACAUCUUCCACAAGAAGUUCAUCCUCAUACCCAUCAACAAGAAUGUGCACUGGUUUUUGGCUGUCAUCUGCUUCCCGGGACUGACGGGCCCCGUGCGGAUGAGCGACGAUACUCCCCUGGACGUGAUCGAGGAGUCCCGGCCCAGGAAGUCAGGCAAGAUGGCGACCAUCGUGCUGGACGCGGCCGAGUGCCUGUCGGACCGGGACGAGGCGGAGAGCGAGGAAGAGGACCCCAGCGACGUCAGCGAGGACGACGUCAGCUCGGAGGGCCCCGGCAGGCACGUGUUGCUGCCCAGGAGUCUCGCGACCGCGCCGUCCACCAGCCGCGACAAGCCGCACCCCGAGCCCAUCAAGCAGCCUUGCAUCCUGAUCUUCGACUCUCUGCGCGGGGCCAGCAGCCACGGCCGCGUCAUGGCGACCUUGAGGGACUACCUGCGGGUGGAGUACCGCCUCAAGAUGGGCAAGGAGCGCUCCUUCUCGCGCCACACCAUGUGCGGGGCGGUUCCGCGCGUGCCCCAGCAGAACAACUACACCGACUGCGGUCUCUACGUGCUGCAGUACGCUGAGGCUUUCUUCAAGGAGCCUCUGAGGGACUACCGCUUCCCCAUACGGUCGCUGCGGAACUGGUUCCCGGAGAGCGUGGUGCGCAAGAAGCGGGAGGACAUCCGCAACCUGCUGUCGCGGCUCAUGAGGGACAGCUCUGCCAGCCUGAAGCUGCCCGACGUGUGCCCGCUCAGCAUCGCGGACGAGGAGGUUGCAGGCAGGCAGGAGGCGGCGGUGCCGAGGAAGCAGGCGGCGGCCGGGCCCAAGGAGCUGCUGGUGCGGGCGGUGAGCUCGGCGAACGCCAGCCCUCGGUCGCAGCUGCUUCUGUACGCCCCGCUGAUCCCGCGCCACGCCACCUCCCGGGAGCGCAUCGUGCCGAUACAGCGCGACGGGCUGUUCCGCCUGUCGGUGGACUACCGGAGCGACGAGGAAGAGGGGCAGCCGCGCACCCCUGCCUCCUCCAGGCACACCCUGGAGGUACUGCGUGCCAAGAGGAUAGACAGGCACCUGGAUCGUGACCACGCCCCUUCCCCGCCGAAGAAGUGCCGCAACAACCGGGUCACAAGUUCGUGAGAGACGAUCUGGUCGUGUGCGGCCGCUCAUCUGAGGAGCAUGCAGCUAACCGAUCCUCCGUCGGGACUGCUGGUCACCGCGCCGUGACGUGACUCGAGUCGCCGCCCGCUGCGGAGGUUCCAUUGAUGAGAGUGCUCCCGAAAGCUGACUCCUCACUUCACAUCUCGACCAAUUGUCCUAAACUUGGAAGAAGUGUGAUCUCAUUGUGCUCUAUAGCCCCCAAUGAGCUGUAUGUCUGUCUGUCCGAAACAUUCUGGAACUGGCUUUUCUGAGUUUGUAGCUCUGAGCAGCAACCUCUCACUUACAAGAAAUUUUGUUUUUGAAAGUUCCCCAUUCUGAUUUAUAACUUGAUCCUCGCUUGUUUGCAUUGUACAAAAAAAAAAAAGAAUGGAAACAGGCUGUCUGACUACUUGUUAUGAUUUACGUUAAUUUAAAAAGUACGUAGUUCGGCACAGAAGUUAUGUGUUUGUUCCUUGACAUGGCUACGCGGUUAAGUGAACACACGUUAGCUUUACAGAAACCAAAUUUUUGUCAUAUUUUAUGGCUAGUCUCCUAGCAGAACUGUCAAAAAUGCAUGUUACAUAGUACACUGCAGAUGUAUUUCAUUUUACCAAUUUUUUUUUUGUGCAAAAUAUGAAUGAUUUUUCUUGAACAUUGUAGUUUGUGUCAAACUAUGAAUCAGUGUUCAAAUAUUCUUUAUCUUUCUCGGAGUACCAAAGAAGAUGACAUGCGUGCACAUUGUUUUUGUCACGUGAUUGGGACGCGUUCUGUUUAAAACUAAUUUACGAGUGUUGAGAACAUGUGUGUGUGUAUUCGCACACACAUGUUUAUACAUGUGUGUGUAUUCACACACACAUGUUUAUGUGCACCUAGCAUUCAAAUUCUUGAGCUUCUGUGUGUUUUACAUGAACUUCAUUGCAGUUUAGUUAUGUGCAUUGGCUUAAAGUGGGCUUUUGAACAUCUCUAACACGUCUGUUGAGACUUAAACUAUGUACGUAUGACACUACGUGAUGAUGUGUCAAGAAAAUUAAACUUUUGUAAAUGUAAAAUGAUAUGUUUUAUUUUUAAAAUUUUAAAUCAAUUUUUAUUAUUACUUCUCAUUUGGGAAUGAGUUUGGUUUGUAUGUACUGUUUGUUUUCUAGUGAUUGUGAAUAAAAAUGAAUACGUCUUGUUAAUUUGGGUAAGCACUAGUAGUGAAUGAUGUCCACAUGUCCGAUGUGGUGCAUUUGUAUUCUAAUAUAUCAACACUUAUCAAGUUAA
Messenger RNA from Bacillus rossius redtenbacheri, 3228 nucleotides. Its product is annotated as sentrin-specific protease 6-like. Gene Ontology annotation, biological process: proteolysis; protein desumoylation. Lineage: Eukaryota; Metazoa; Arthropoda; Insecta; Phasmatodea; Bacillidae. The record is from RefSeq and is a predicted model, not a curated record. The transcript has 11 exons. Gene Ontology annotation, molecular function: SUMO-specific endopeptidase activity. Bases 442 to 1968 code for a protein of 508 amino acids. Gene Ontology annotation, cellular component: cytoplasm; nucleus.